GUGUCUGUCCGACUGCGGGCACGGCUCCUGCUCGGGGCCCCCCAACUUCACCUGCGUUUGUCACCUGGGCUGGACCAACCCUGCCCCCCAAAAUUCCUCCUCGGGGGGGGCCCAGGAGCCCCCCCAGUGCUCCGUGGACUGCGGCUGCAACUUCCAGAGCUCCUGCGAGAAGGGGGGCCCGGGGCUCUGCGACCAGUGCCAGAACUGGACGGAGGGCCCGCAGUGCCAGCGCUGCCGCCCCGGCAGUUUCGGCCCCGGGGGGCUCGGCGGGUGCCGCCCCUGCGGCUGCCACGGCCACGGGGACCCCGAGCGCGGCUUCUGCCACCGCAGCACCGGGCUGUGCCACUGCCUGCCGCCCACCACCGGGCCCCACUGCGACCGCUGCGCCCCGGGCUACUACGGGGACCCCAGGGGGCCCCACUGCGACCGCUGCGCCCCGGGGUGCUACGGGGACCCCAGGGGGCCCCACUGCGACCGCUGCGCCCCGGGCUGCUACGGGGACCCCAG
Messenger RNA from Onychostruthus taczanowskii (white-rumped snowfinch), 507 nucleotides. RefSeq names its product multiple epidermal growth factor-like domains protein 8. The record is from RefSeq and is a predicted model, not a curated record. Gene Ontology annotation, biological process: axon guidance. The annotation marks the transcript as partial. Lineage: Eukaryota; Metazoa; Chordata; Aves; Passeriformes; Passeridae. Gene Ontology annotation, cellular component: basement membrane. The transcript has 4 exons.